Messenger RNA from Electrophorus electricus (electric eel), 3153 nucleotides. RefSeq names its product netrin 4 (gene ntn4). Gene Ontology annotation, biological process: basement membrane assembly; animal organ morphogenesis; axon guidance. Gene Ontology annotation, molecular function: protein binding. Lineage: Eukaryota; Metazoa; Chordata; Actinopteri; Gymnotiformes; Gymnotidae. Gene Ontology annotation, cellular component: laminin trimer. The record is from RefSeq and is a predicted model, not a curated record.
UUUGCGCAGAACGCUCCUUUAAAUCUGAGCAGAAAAUAUUCAGAGACCGGGAGGAGCCAAAGUUACAGUCCUAUCACUCACAAAUAUUGCAAAGGUUUCAACUCCAGCGCACAGCUACACUGGGGCAACCCCACGGGACGCAUCUAAAGGAGAACGCGACCUCACUGACAGGAAAGUGACAUGGGACGACAGCAGUAGAAAAUUUGCGUUGCUUGCUCAGGACUGCAGACAAAUGGCGUUGUCGCGCGAGAUUUCUGUGCCUUUUUGGUUGAAUGAUUUCUCUUCGUUAUAACUGGAAAUCACCUCGCUUUUGCAACCUUCUUGCACCUGGCCGACCCACGCUAAUGAAAUCGUGCUUCUACUUGCCGUUUGAGGCACUCUGGCGCAAUAUCGGACCCUUUUGAUUAUUUUUGACAAGAUAACGUAUUUUGGUCAUCCAGUGAUAAUUUGACAAGUCUUUUCAAAAGAAGACAGUUUUGCUUUGGUUUGAGAGCUUGACGAUGAGAGUAAUGGAUAGAUGGAUAUUGUUUUUUGCAGUCGUCUGCAGUAGUCCCCACUUAGCGCGUUCAGGCUGUGAAAAUCGAGUGUGUAACCCUCGUAUGGGUAACCUGGCGGUGGGCCGGAACCUGCGCACCGAAACUCAGUGUGGCUCCUCUUCACCCGAGUAUGCCUGUAGCUAUGACGACAGCAGUUGCACGGCGAGGUGCGAGGUGUGCGACGCCACAGUGGAGGAGAAAGCUCAUCCGCCCACAUCUAUGACAGACUCGCCCUUCACCAGGUCGCCAACGUGGUGGCAGUCAGCUCCAGGCAUUGUCAGGGAGGCUCUGCAGCUGGACCUGGAAGAGGAGUUCUACUUCACCCACCUAAUUAUCAUAUUCCGCUCGGCCCGCCCUGCUGCCAUGGAGCUCGAGCGUUCGCGGGAUUUCGGCCGCACGUGGAACAGGCUGCAGCUGUACGCCCGCAAUUGCAGCGGCAUGUUCGGGGUGGAGGACGGCCGCCAGUGCACACAGAAGUACUCUUCAGCACAGCCUUGCAGCGGCGGAGAGGUCAUAUAUCGUGCUCUCUUACCCUGGCAAACCCUGGAACCCUACAGCUCUGAGGCUCACACCCGCCUCGGCAUCACUAACUUGCGAGUGCGCCUGCUGCAGGCGCAGCAGUGCCCAUGCGGGCUCAAGGAGCACGGUGCCGCCCUUGUCUCAGUGCCCUACGCCAUAUACGACCUCAUCCUGAAGGGAGCCUGCCUUUGCCACGGCCACGCGGAUCAGUGUGUGCCCGCCGCUGGCUACAGUCUCGUGCCCCAUCUCGGUUAUCGUGUGGUGCACGGCAAGUGUGUGUGUCAGCAUCAUACAGCAGGUGACCACUGUGAAAGAUGUCAUCCUUUCUUUAAUGAACAACCCUGGAAACCAGCCAGCGGCCUAACUGGGGAAGCUCACCAGUGUUCUAAGUGCAAGUGUAACGGGCACGCAGAGAGCUGCCAUUUCGACAUGAGCGCGUGGCUUCGCUCUGGUCGGCGUAGCGGGGGUGUGUGUCACUGCCUGCACCACACGGAGGGUCAGCACUGCCAGCGCUGCCAGAGGGGCUUCUACAGACAUCCCCAAAGACCACAGAGUGACGCCAGCUCCUGCACAUCUUGUUUAUGCCACCCAGUUGGCACUGUGAACUGCAACUCUACUAACGGUCACUGUCUCUGCAAACCGGGUGUGGCUGACCCGUACUGUGACCAGUGCAUGCUGGGAUACUGGGCUUUCGGUGACUAUGGCUGUACACCCUGCAACUGUGCAGGCAGUUGUGAUCCUCAUACUGGAGACUGUAUGACCAGGUCAGAUACCUACCAGAACAACACCCUGUUUCGAGUGGAAGAACUAUUCUCUGUGCUAACCUUUCCAGACAAGUGUGUAUGUAAACCACAUUCCCUUGGAAACAGCAAAGUCUUCUGCACUAUGAAAUAUUCGUAUGCUCUGAAGGUGAGGGUUCUAGCAGCACACGAUAAGGGCUCUCACGCGGAGGUAGAUGUGAAGGUUUUGAAGGUCCUGUGGAGCAGGUCUGCCCUCAGGCUCACGCAAGGAAACCUCACUCUUUAUCCAGAGUCGUGGACCUCCAGAGGUUGCACCUGCCCUGUCCUGUACCCAGGGGUGGAGUAUCUUGUGGCUGGGCACGAGGACGUGAGGAGAGGUCGGCUCCUGGUCAACAUGAAGAGCUUAGUGAAGCCCUGGAGAACCAGCCUCAGUCACAGAGUACUUCAGCUCCUUAAAACGAAAUGCGUCUGAGAGUGUGAGGGAGAAUGUGAGGGUGAGUGAGUCUGAGAGACAGUGUGUGUGUGUGUGUGUGUGUGUGUGUGUGUGUGUGUGUGUGUGUGUGUGUGUGUGAAUGAGUGAGAGAAUCCUUGAAAAAAAGUGUGAAUGAGAGUAGCCAGGCAAAGUAAAUUAAAACGCCAGUAUCCCGUUGUACAGAAUGUAUGUCUGCACUAUGUACAUAAUAUACAUAUGAAAUUUUAGAUCUCUUGCUAAACACUUGUAUAUAUUAAGCAUUUUGUACAUAUGAAGACGAGAUUAAAAUAUAUUUUGGAAAAAAAAAAAUUAAAACCUAAAAUGCUUCAUGGCUUAAUGUAGUAAGCUUAAUGUAGUAAAUGAUAAAGCAUUGCCUUAAUCUUAAAUACCAAUGUUUAUGAAAUUACUUAGAGAUUGUUUUGCUUUGUUUUUUCCUAAAUAAAUUAAUCCAUCUGGAAGUUUGUUUCCAUAUCUUUUACAUAUUGUACCAUAAUAUUAUUUAGGGACCUGUGUGUGUAAAUAAUAUGAUUGAGAGCAGAUUCCCAUUUUGGAGUAUGGCUAACCACGAAUGUGAACACAAUGUUAAACUUUGCCGAAUUACAUCGAAUGUGCUAAUCAAAUGUUGAUACAUUUUAAAAACUUUUCUUGUCCACGUAAAUUGGCUCAAAAACAAGUUAAACAUGUUUGAUGCAAGCGACCUUGGACCCGAUAAAGGCGUUAAAUAAAACUAAUAAUAACAACAACAACAAAGAUAAUAUUAUUGCUAUUGAUGUUGCUGCUGUUGUUGCUAUGUGGUUCUAUCUUUCUGUUUGUGGAUAUAUGAAAGUUGCAAACGCCCUAUGGGGAAAUGCAGCUGUGUUGGAGGAAAAUAAAAGCGGCCCGAUUA